Molecule: messenger RNA, 724 nt
Organism: Athalia rosae (coleseed sawfly)
Lineage: Eukaryota; Metazoa; Arthropoda; Insecta; Hymenoptera; Athaliidae
Exons: 2
Coding region: 60-581 (173 amino acids)
Source: RefSeq, a predicted model, not a curated record
CGAUGAGAGUUAACCUGGUUUUCGUCUAAUGAUUUUUAAUUUUCUUGUAACAAUUUGAAAUGGCAAAAUUUUAUAACACCGAGUUUAAAGAAGCAUUGAGAGAAAUUGCCGAGAGGGUAGCACAUUUUAAUUCACCAUACGAUCGUGUCAGAAUUGUCGAAUGGACUCGACAUCUCGCUGGAAUUCGUGACGAUACGAUUGACGAAGCAAAAAAUCGUAACGACUACAUCCAGUUGCUGAAAAUAAUGACACGUGGUGGUAGGCUGCAUGGAGUAUUUUUAAAAUGUCCACCCAAAAGUGGUAUACCCCCCUUGGCUGAAGCAAUGGCUAAUUUUCUCAGCGAUCAAUGUCCAGACUUACCAAGAGCAGGCCCGGUCGAACCGAUAGUUUCUAGGCAAACACCGGACGGAUGCGCUUACAUUGCAUUUAGAAAAAUACCGGAAAAGGGCGUUCUUUGUUACAUGGCCGUCAGUCCCGAUGGUCUAACGUUCGAAGACAGUGAAUCCGAGAACGAUCAAGACGAGGAGAAUCAUCAAAAAGAGCGCGAUGAGGGUAACGAUUCGAAACGAUCAACGAUUUAAAAAAUUGAUUUGAUUUCUUUUUUGUUAAUUUGUUUAUUUUUAUUCAUGUUUGUUUAUUUAUAAUCAUGUUAUCUUGUAUAGUUGAUCUUUUUUAAAGCCAAAAGUGCAAAACGGAAAUGUCCUUUCAUUGAACGUUGGAUGAA